CACACGUCACUCAAACGCUCAAAGUAAAGCAGUAAAGUAGAGGAUCCAGUUUGCAUGAGGAAGUUGUCGGGUAAUUUGUGAGUGCACUGGGACAGUGAGCUGGGAAAGAUUCCUCGUUUUGAUUUUUACAGUGAUUUCACAGUUCGUCUUGGGUCAGAACGGAGGGGAGACACGACAGUUCACCCAUGCAGGCUUUCGAUAAGGACGUUCUGGACAUGACUUGUGAAGAUGUUUAUGACAUUUCUUACGUGAUCGGCAGAGAUUUAUUAAAAGUCAACACAGGCAGCCGGGAGUUCUCGGACUUACAGUUCAAAAUCGUCCGUGUGUUGGAGAUGUUUGAGACCAUGGUGAACAAAUACAACCUGUCUGUGGAGGAGCUGAGGAUGGAGCUGGAGAAUAUGAAGCGAGAGACGGAGAGAGUUGUAGCGGAAGGUUCGAGUGGUGCUGUUAACACUCAGACUGCUGGGCCAAACCAACUAGUCGUGGACUUAAAAGACCCAAACCGACCACGAUUCACCAUGCAGGAGUUAAAGGAGGUUCUGCAGGAGAGAAACAAACUCAAAGCCCAGCUGCUGGUGGCCCAAGAGGAGCUACAGCUCUACAAGAGUCAGAUUGAGCGUCUGCUGUGCUUGCAGUGGGGUCCUGGGAUCAGAGCAGAAGAUGGUGGAAGUGAACCUGGAGACCCUUCCUCAGUCAGAAGCCGCACCCUCCAGCGUUACAGAGGAGAACAAAGAGAAGAGCACCAUUCAGAAACUAUUCUCGUUUCGACAAAAAUAGUGGCCAGGAUUUGGCUCAAACUAAAACACAUUUGAGACAAGCAAAGCCCCUUGAGACCGGCUGAGGAGAGAUGGGAAGAAGAGAGCUCGCUAUUUUUUUAACAAUACUGACCCAUUUGUGGCUGGAAAUCCUCUUACUCAGUGUUUUUAACUGUGUAUUUUUUUUUUAACUCUGUAACUGUGUUUGUUACUGAGUGUGAAGCCAAACAUGAAUAACUAGAUGUCAGAAAUGUCCCUCUGAACACUAGCUCUAAUAGCUAACAUACAUUUGCAGACUAUUUGAAGCAUACUAGAUUUUCAUUAACAUUCUUCCAUUACCACAGUGUCUUUUACUGAAAUAUUAUAUGACAUUAUUAGAAUCAAUUGUACAUCAGUCAUUUUCUGAAUAGCACAAAGACACAUUUAGGGACUAUUUUGGUGACAGUACUAAACCUAAUUAAAUCUGCUGAAACGCAUUGAUUUGCCACAUAUAUGCCAGACGAGGCUCUGAGAUCUUAUUUGAGUGCUUACUGAAUUAGAAAACCUCUUCAGUCUGUAUCUGUUGCAAUGGCUGACAAGCUUUAGGACAAAACUAUCCAUAUGAUUUUGCACUUUCUAGUUCUAAUUAAAAAAAAAAAAACAAGGGAACAUUAGGAGUUGUAGGGUUAAAAUUGAGGUACUUCAACUAAAAUGCCAAAAAGUCUGAUGUAUGAGGUAAUGUGUAGUGCACUGAAUCUUAUGUGAAGUGGUAAAUUGUGGGUCAUAUGAAGGUAAAAAUUCACUUUUAUUGGCUGGCAGUAUUAGCUGUAAUUAAGUAGAUAGACUGGACAAAUCUUAUGUUUUUCUGCAGUAGCAGGUGUUAAGAAACGCUGUUCUGAGUACAUGGGCCUUAAUGGAUUUAAUAGAGUUGCAUUAACAUAAAAUGCAUGAGAUUGAAUUAUUUAAAUUGUUAGACAUAAAACUAUAUUUGGCAAUCUUACACAAGUUCUCUUUCCUUUUCCUUGAAGGAUCUAAAAAUCUAAAUCUUACAGUCAACUAUUAUUCCUUUGCUUUUAUAAGGACUUGUAUUACUUCUUGAUCUGAAGAAUCGUGUAUAUAUAUAUAUACAUACAUAUAUAAAGGUUUUUUGAGUCAGAGAUCUGAUCUGGUGUUUUCCCCCCAUAUUUGUUUGUAUGUUUCCUGUAUAAUGUUAUGUUUGAAAUGCAAUAGAAAUCUUGUCACUUUUUUUUUUUUUUUUUUAAGUAUAAUGUCUCUAUGAAUUGUGGAAUUACAGUAGUUAUGUUUUGAGAAGUUAGGCUUUGAAGAUGAAUUAAUUUAAAUCAAAUGUAUUUGUGAUUAAAGAAACUGUCUAAAAACAA
This is a messenger RNA of Cyprinus carpio (common carp), 2113 nucleotides long. RefSeq names its product RILP-like protein 2. NCBI's taxonomy places the organism in Eukaryota, Metazoa, Chordata, Actinopteri, Cypriniformes, Cyprinidae. The record is from RefSeq and is a predicted model, not a curated record. Gene Ontology annotation, molecular function: protein dimerization activity.